This is a messenger RNA of Aphidius gifuensis, 3184 nucleotides long. It is a transcript of the gene Pitslre, whose product is annotated as serine/threonine-protein kinase PITSLRE-like. The record is from RefSeq and is a predicted model, not a curated record. Gene Ontology annotation, biological process: protein phosphorylation; regulation of mitotic cell cycle. The transcript has 5 exons. Gene Ontology annotation, molecular function: ATP binding; cyclin-dependent protein serine/threonine kinase activity. Gene Ontology annotation, cellular component: nucleus. Bases 100 to 2991 code for a protein of 963 amino acids. Lineage: Eukaryota; Metazoa; Arthropoda; Insecta; Hymenoptera; Braconidae.
ACACACACAAAAAAAUAGUGAAUAUAUAUUUAUACUUAUUAUUGUUAAUUAAAAAUAAAAAUAAAAAAUCAUAUAAAUAUAAUAACAAUUAAACAAAUAAUGGAUGUAGAUAAUCAAAGUGAAGAUGGUGAAAUAAAAAAAAGUCCAAAAGAUAUGGAUGAAUUCAGUUUUUCUGAGGAAGAAGGUGGUGAUACUGCUGAUUCAUUGGACAUAAAACCACCACAAGCGGCAACGCGUGUUUAUAAAUCAAGUUCAUCAUCAUCACGUAGACGUGAUAAACAUAAUGAUAGACGUGAUAGAAGAUCAGAUGACAAUAAAGAACGUAAAUCAUCACGUUAUUAUGAUAGAGAAGAAAGACACAGAGAUAAACAUAAACAUCGUAGUAGACAUAGUGGUGGUAUUGAUGGUUUAGAUAGAUCAGAAAGAUCAGAUCGUUCUGAUUUAUCAAAAAGAGAUCAACGUGAUAGAAUGGAAAGAAUUGAUAGAGUUGAUACACAUUCACGUGAUAGAGAUUCAUCAUCAAGACAUGAUAGAAAAGAUAGAACAACUGGUGAUCGUGUACUUGAAGAUCUACGUACUAGAUUAUUGGACAAACGACGAGAACGUCGAGAUGAUCCUCGUGAUAUUCGAGGAAUAAAAACAGAAUCAAGACGUGAUAUGAUGAUUGAUGAUGGUGGUCGUGAACAACGUGAAAUUCGUGAAUUACGUGAAUCAAGAGAAAUGUUAAUAAUGAGAGAAAAUAAUAGACGAGAUAUGAGAAUUGAAGAUGUACGUGAUCGUCGUAGUGGUGGUAUUGUUUCUGGUGAUAUAAGAAUUGUUAAUGAUGAUGUACGUGAACGUCGUGAUGUACGUAUUGAUGAACGUAGACAUGGACAACAAAUUAAUGAUGAACAGCAACAACAACAGCAGCAUUACAUGGAAACUGAUAUUAUGAUGGACCAAUCAAUUGACAAACAACGACAAGAAAAACGCCAUAAAAAAAAUCAUAAACAUGAUAAAAUACGUGAUAGAGAAAAAAGUGAACGUGAACAUGAAAGAGAACAUGACAGAGAACAUCGUGAAAAACAAUUACGUGAAGUUAUGGAAAUAAUACCAUCUGAUGAAAUUGAAUCAAUGGAUAUUAUGGGAGUACAAAUGACACAUCAUCUAAAAGAUCCAAAAGAAAUGACUGAACAAGAAUUACGUAGAGAUAGAUUACUUGAAGCUGAUCGAGAAAAAGCCAGGAGGAGAGAAGUAUCAAGAUUAGAAUUAGAAGCACGUAGAUUAAAACGAGGUGAAAAACGUUCACAUAGUCCGGAAGCUGAUGUUGAUUCUUCAGUUGUAGAAUUAUCAGAUGGAAGUAUAAGAUCGAGGCAGUCUGAUGAUGAUGAUGGUCGAUUAAUAUCACCAAAGUCAAAUGGAAGACACUCAUCAGAUAAUCAUAAUAGUGAUCAAGAAAGAUCCUCAGACAAUCAUACCUCAGACUCGUCAAGUUCACAAAGUGAUGAUGACGAUGACGACGAUGAUGAAGACGAAGAUGACAACAACAAUGAUGAUGAUGAUGAAAAUUUAGAUAAUAAUUCAAAUGAUUCAGAUAAAACAUCAGUCGAUGGAUCAAAUGUUGAUUCUGAUUAUAACAAUCCAAGCCCAAUAUCAGUUGAUCGUUUAGCAAAAUCAGAUCAUUCUGAUGGUGAUUCACCAGGUCAUAUUGAGUCAAAUGGUGUGUCACAAAAUACAACGUUAGUCGAUGAUUUAUCAGUAGAUGAAAAUAAUCAUGAUGAUAAUAAAAAACAACAAAAAAAAGAUGACAACAAUGAUGACACUGAGAAAAAAUCAUUGAAAGAAAAUGACAAUGGAAUUGAUUUACCACCAUAUUUACCAGCAAUACAAGGUUGUCGUAGUGUUGAAGAAUUUCAGUGUUUAAAUAGAAUUGAAGAAGGUACAUAUGGUGUAGUGUAUAGGGCGAGAUGUAAAAGAACAAAUGAAAUAGUUGCAUUGAAAAGAUUAAAAAUGGAAAAAGAAAAAGAAGGUUUUCCCAUAACAAGUUUACGUGAAAUAAAUACAUUGCUAAAAGCACAACAUGAAAAUAUUGUGACUGUACGUGAGAUUGUUGUUGGUAGUAAUAUGGAUAGAAUAUUUAUUGUUAUGGAUUACGUUGAGCAUGAUUUAAAAUCAUUGAUGGAAACAAUGAAACAAAAGAAACAAGUAUUUAUACCUGGUGAAGUUAAAUGUUUAAUGCAACAAUUAUUAAAAGCUGUACUUCAUUUACAUGACAAUUGGAUAUUACAUCGUGAUUUAAAAACAUCAAAUUUAUUAUUAAGUCAUCGUGGUAUAUUAAAAGUUGGUGAUUUUGGUUUGGCACGUGAAUAUGGUUCACCAUUACGUCAGUAUACACCAGUUGUUGUAACACUUUGGUACAGAGCACCAGAAUUAUUAUUGAAUUACAAAGAAUACAGUACACCAAUUGACAUGUGGUCUGUUGGUUGUAUAUUUGCUGAAUUAUUACGUAUGGAUGCAUUAUUUCCAGGUAGAACAGAAAUGGAUCAACUACAAAGAAUAUUUAAAGAAUUAGGUACACCAAAUGAUAAAACUUUGCCAGGUUAUAGUCAAUUACCAAUUGUUCAAACACUUAAAAUUCCAGUUUAUCAUAAAAAAGAUUUAAAACAACGUUUUUCCACUGUAUCUAAAAAUGGUACUGAUUUAUUGACUGAAUUAUUAAAAUAUGAUCCAGAAAAACGAUCAACUGCCAGUUUAGCAUUGAAACAUGAUUAUUUUAAAGAAACUCCAUUACCAAUUAAUCCUAAUAUGUUUCCAACGUGGCCAGCUAAGUCAGAACUUGGUGCUAAGACAGCUAAUGCAUCACCAAAACCACCAAGUGGUGGACGUGAAUUUAAACAACUUGGUGAUGGUGAUGAACCAGUAGAAUUAAAUUCAUCUGGAGGAUUUCAUAUGGGAGCGACUGAAGGUGGAAGACCACCUCCAAUUGGUGGUGGUUUUCAUUUGAAAUUUUAAUUUUAAUUUAGUUGCAUAAUAUGUUUUACAUAUAAUUUUACUUGAAUAUAAUGUUUAUUCAAUUUCUCGUUUUUUUUUUUUGCACAAUAAAUUAUGUUAAAUAAUAUUUGAAAUUCAAUUAUUAUUAUCAAAGCUUGUAAAUAUUCAUACUUAUACAGUAUAGUAAAUAAAAACCCAAAACAAUUUUAAAAAA